GCCCAUUCAUUGUACAAAUGACAUAUACUUUCCAAACAAAUGACAUGCUCUAUUACAUCCUGGACUACACUGCAGGUGGUGACCUGCAGACUCUGACCAAAGACAAUCAUUUGUUGGAAACAGAAGCUCGGUUUUACACCGCAGAGAUCAUUCUGGGAUUGGAACAUAUUCACAAAUACUCCAUCGUUUACAGAGACCUGAAGGUAGGCCGAGGACCAAGCUGGAUUGUCUCAGGUAGUAUAGUCAGGGGCACGGGGGAAUUUUCCUGAGUGGGAAAGGAAAGUUAUCACACAGUUAGUACUGAGGGAGGGUCAGCGC
Rhincodon typus (whale shark) is the source of this 318-nucleotide messenger RNA. Its product is annotated as RAC family serine/threonine-protein kinase homolog. The record is from RefSeq and is a predicted model, not a curated record. Gene Ontology annotation, biological process: protein phosphorylation. The coding region runs from base 18 to 269 and encodes 83 amino acids. Gene Ontology annotation, molecular function: protein kinase activity; ATP binding. Lineage: Eukaryota; Metazoa; Chordata; Chondrichthyes; Orectolobiformes; Rhincodontidae. The transcript is spliced from 2 exons.